CUGGGAAGACACUUCAGAUCUUUAAUAUUGAGAUGAAGAGUAAAAUGAAGUCUCAUACGAUGGCAGAAGAGGUAAUUUUCUGGAAAUGGGUCUCUGUGAACACUGUUGGUCUGGUGACUGAGACCACAGUCUACCACUGGAGCAUGGAAGGUGACUCCCAGCCCAUGAAGAUGUUUGAUAGACAUGCCAGUCUGGCAGGGUGCCAGAUGAUCCACUACCGAACUGAUGAGCACCAGAAGUGGCUGCUGCUCAUUGGCAUCUCAGCUCAGCAAAACCGUGUGGUUGGGGCAAUGCAACUCUACUCUGUGGACAGGAAGGUCUCACAGCCCAUAGAAGGCCAUGCCGCUGCCUUUGCAGAGUUCAAGAGCGAGGGGAAUGCCAAGCCUGCCACCCUUUUCUGCUUUGCUGUACGCAGUCCCUCAGGGGACAAGUUGCACAUAAUCGAAGUCGGGCAGCUUGCAGCAGGAAAUCAACCUUUUGUAAAGAAAGCUGUGGAUGUGUUUUUCCCUCCAGAAGCUCAGACCGAUUUCCCAGUAGCUAUGCAGAUUGGAUCUAAACAUGGUGUUAUUUAUUUGAUCACAAAGUAUGGCUAUCUUCAUAUGUAUGACCUAGAGUCUGGCGUGUGCAUCUACAUGAACCGUAUUAGUGCUGACACAAUCUUUGUAACUGCUCCACAUGAACCUACCUCUGGAAUUAUUGGUGUCAACAAAAAAGGACAGGUGUUGUCGGUUUGUGUUGAGGAAGAUAACAUUGUGAAUUAUGUAACCAACGUGCUUCAGAAUCCAGAACUUGGUCUGCGUUUGGCCAUUCGUAGUAACCUGGCUGGGGCAGAGGAGUUAUUUGUGAGAAAAUUCAAUAUGCUGUUUGCACAGGGGAACUAUGCUGAAGCCGCCAAGGUAGCAGCGUGUACACCAAAGGGAAUCCUGCGUACCAGCGACACAGUUCGGAAGUUCCAGAGUAUUCCUGCCCAGCCUGGGCAGGCCUCUCCUUUGCUCCAGUACUUUGGAAUCCUGCUUGAUCAGGGUCAGCUCAAUAAACUUGAGUCCUUAGAACUUUGCCAUCCGGUUCUUCAGCAAGGGCGCAAGCACCUCUUAGAAAAGUGGCUGAAAGAAGAUAAGCUGGAGUGUUCAGAAGAACUUGGAGAUUUGGUCAAAACUGCUGACCCUACACUCGCUCUGAGUGUGUACCUUCGGGCAAAUGUGCCAAGCAAAGUUAUCCAGUGUUUUGCAGAAACAGGCCAAUUCCAGAAAAUUGUGCUCUAUGCCCAAAAGGUUGGCUAUGCCCCAGACUGGAUCAUUUUGCUGAGGAGUGUAAUGAGGAUCAGUCCAGACCAGGGCCUGCAGUUUUCUCAAAUGCUAGUGCAAGAUGAGGAGCCAUUGGCCAGCAUUGACCAGAUUGUUGAUGUUUUCAUGGAAAACAGUUUAAUUCAGCAGUGUACGUCCUUCUUGUUGGAUGUCUUGAAGAAUAAUCGCCCAGCUGAGGGGCAUCUCCAGACUCGCUUGUUGGAGAUGAACCUGAUUCAUGCACCCCAGGUUGCAGAUGCCAUCCUUGGAAAUCAGAUGUUCACUCAUUACGAUCGGGCCCACAUUGCCCAGCUCUGUGAAAAGGCAGGCCUCCUACAGCGAGCACUAGAGCACUACACCGACCUCUAUGACAUCAAGAGGGCUGUGGUCCACACUCACCUCCUCAAUCCUGAGUGGCUUGUCAGCUUCUUUGGAUCCCUGUCAGUGGAGGAUUCUGUGGCGUGUCUGCAUGCUCUGCUGUCUGCCAACAUCAGACAAAACCUGCAGCUGUGUGUGCAGGUGGCCUCCAAGUACCAUGAGCAGCUGGGCACACAGUCCCUGGUGGAGCUCUUUGAAUCCUUCAAGAGUUACGAAGGCCUCUUCUACUUCCUGGGCUCAGUUGUGAACUUCAGCCAAGAUCCAGAUGUGCACUUGAAAUACAUUCAGGCUGCCUGUAAGACGGGCCAGGUCAAGGAGGUGGAGAGGAUAUGCCGAGAGAGUAACUGCUACAACCCAGAGCGGGUGAAGAACUUCCUGAAGGAGGCCAAGCUCACAGACCAGCUUCCCCUCAUCAUCGUGUGUGAUCGGUUUGACUUUGUCCACGACCUUGUUCUGUACUUGUACCGCAACAACCUGCAGAAGUACAUCGAGAUUUAUGUUCAGAAGGUCAACCCUAGCCGGAUCCCAGCUGUGGUUGGAGGGCUGCUUGAUGUGGAUUGUUCUGAAGAAGUAAUUAAAAACUUAAUCAUGGUGGUGAGAGGACAGUUCUCUACUGAUGAGCUGGUGGCUGAAGUAGAAAAAAGAAACAGGCUAAAGCUGCUACUUCCCUGGCUUGAGUUCCGGAGUCAGGAAGGCUGUAAGGAGCCUGCCACUCAUAACGCACUUGCCAAGAUCUACAUUGACAGCAGCAACAACGCUGAGCGCUUCUUGAGGGAGAACGCCUACUACGACAGCAGUGUGGUGGGCCGCUACUGUGAGAAACGGGACCCGCAUCUGGCCUGUGUAGCCUAUGAGCGGGGGCAUUGUGACCUUGAGCUCAUCAAGGUUUGCAAUGAGAAUUCUCUGUUCAAAAGCGAGGCUCGCUACCUAGUGCACCGGAAGGAUCCAGAGCUCUGGGCUCACGUCCUUGAGGAGACCAACCCAUCCAGGAGACAGCUGAUUGACCAGGUGGUACAAACAGCAUUGUCAGAAACACAGGACCCUGAAGAGAUCUCAGUUACUGUCAAGGCCUUCAUGACAGCUGAACUGCCUAAUGAACUGAUUGAGCUACUGGAGAAGAUUGUUUUGGAUAACUCUGUCUUCAGUGAGCACAGGAAGAAGGUCCUGAUCGAGCACAUUGGAAACCUAGACCGUGCUUACGAGUUUGCAGAGAGAUGCAAUGAGCCUGCUGUGUGGAGUCAGCUGGCCCAUGCCCAGCUCCAGAAAGACCUGGUUAAGGAAGCCAUUGACUCCUACAUCAGAGCUGAUGACCCUUCCUCUUACCUGGAAGUUGUCCAGGCAGCCAGCAGGAGCAGCAAUUGGGAGGAUCUGGUUAAAUUCCUACAGAUGGCCAGGAAAAAGGGCCGCGAAUCCUACACAGAGACAGAACUUAUUUUUGCCCUUGCUAAAACUAGCCGUCUCUCUGAGCUAGAAGAUUAUAUUAAUGGACCCAACAAUGCCCAAAUCCAGCAGGUUGGAGACCGCUGUUAUGAGGAGGGAAUGUAUGAGGCAGCCAAGCUGCUGUACACCAGUGUUUCUAACUUUGCCUGCCUGGCUUCCACCCUGGUCCACCUUGGGGAGUAUCAGGCAGCGGUGGACAGCAGUCGCAAGGCCAACAGCACACGGACAUGGAAGGAGGAUCGGGGCUACUUUGAGGAGCUGAUCUCCCUGCUGGAGGCAGCCCUGGGCCUAGAGCGGGCCCACAUGGGCAUGUUCACAGAGCUGGCCAUCCUCUACUCCAAGUUCAAGCCGCAGAAGAUGCCAGAGCACCUGGAGCUCUUCUGGUCCCGUGUCAACAUCCCAAAGGUGCUGAGAGCCGCAGAGCAGGCACACCUCUGGGCGGAGCUGGUAUUCCUCUACGACAAGUACGAGGAGUACGACAAUGCUGUCCUCACCAUGAUCAGUCACCCUACUGAUGCCUGGAGAGAAGGGCAAUUCAAAGAUGUCAUUGCCAAGGUUGCCAAUGUGGAGCUCUACUACAAAGCCCUGCAGUUCUAUCUGGAUUACAAACCCCUGCUCAUCAAUGACCUGCUGAUUGUGCUGGCGCCCCGGCUGGACCACACCCGGACUGUGGGCUUCUUUGCAAAGGCAGGCCAGUUGCCUCUGGUGAAGCCUUAUCUGCGGUCAGUCCAGAGCCACAACAACAAGAGUGUGAAUGAGGCCCUCAACCACCUGCUGACAGAAGAGGAGGAUUAUCAGGGUUUGAGAGCAUCUAUUGACGCCUAUGACAACUUCGAUAACAUCGCCCUGGCGCAGCGGUUGGAGAAGCACCAGCUGAUCGAGUUCAGGCGCAUUGCCGCUUAUCUGUACAAGGGCAACAACCGGUGGGCCCAGAGUGUGGAGCUCUGCAAGAAGGAUCAUCUCUACAAGGACGCCAUGCAGCACGCUGCAGAGUCAAGGGAUGCUGAGCUGGCUGAGAAGUUGCUGCAGUGGUUCCUGGAGGAGGGCAAGCAGGAGUGCUUCGCAGCCUGUCUGUUCACCUGCUAUGACCUGCUUCCCCCGGAUGUGGUGCUAGAGCUGGCCUGGAGGCACAACCUGAUGGACCUGGCCAUGCCCUACUUCAUCCAGGUGAUGAGGGAGUACCUUAGCAAAGUGGACAGACUGGACGCCUCAGAGAGUCUACACAAGCGAGAGGAGCAUGUAGUGGAGCCCACCCCUUUCCUGUUUGGCCAGCAGCUGAUGCUGACAGCAGACCCCGCUACAGGCCCACCCCCUGCUGGCUUCCCCUAUGGCUAUGCCACUGCUCCCGCCUUCACCCAGUCUCCCAUGUACAGCUUCAACGUGUAGUGGGUGCUCAGUGGAAACACUCCCUCUGCUGAGUUAUUAACCUCUCCAAGAAGCGUGUCACCCCAGAAGUACAGAGGACCCUGAUGAAAGGCGGAGACACCUGGAUGUUAUUUAUUUUUGCUGGGACCCAAUAAUGGCAGCCACUGAGCCAUCCCAGAACAUGGGAAGGUCAAGGUAGCCCCUGACAACCCAAGAAGACCAGCCAUCUCCAGUCGCCAGACAGGGAGGUCAAUUCGAGUCUCCUGACCUUCUGGCUGGAGCCAGGCAUCCUGGGGAGUUCUUGUCUACAAGGGGUCUACGGCGCUUGGGGGAAUGGGCGCCCUCUCUUCACUCAGCACUGGCAGAGCUGCCCUCUCCAGGUCAUUUUGCAGACACAGUUGAACAGACUGUCUAACCUGGCUCUGAGCCUCCUGCCGAUCAUGAAUAUUAAAGUCAGUUUAUCAAGGCAAAGCUUCCCUGCUUGGUGCUGGUGUGGGUAGGAGGGGACAGGAGAUUUGCUGGGACCUCUGGGGGUGGGGGACCUGCGUCCGCCCAGAAAAGCUACCUAGGUCAGGAUACAGCCAGGGUGUAUUGGAGGGGUUUUCCCGAUCGUGUGCACGGCACGGAGCUGUAAAUCCUGUAAGGGAAGUGGUAACCGCUCUACCCGUCGGUGUGGGAAGGCCAAACCCUCAAACAGCGAGGAUGGGGCUAGCGCACAUGUCUCUCCACCCCCAUCUCCGGGGACCCUGGCGCUCAAGGCAGACGCGGACCCCAAGCCCGCUCCUUCCCGCGCCCGGCUCGUUUGAUGUCCGGGCGGACUUAGGAGACAGCACUUUGACCUACAGCUCCGGGCCGGGCGCAGCGCUGCCUUCCAAGCACCCCGCCCCCAGCCUCGCC
Molecule: messenger RNA, 5363 nt
Organism: Hipposideros armiger (great roundleaf bat)
Lineage: Eukaryota; Metazoa; Chordata; Mammalia; Chiroptera; Hipposideridae
Gene: CLTCL1
Product: clathrin heavy chain like 1
Exons: 29
Biological process (GO): intracellular protein transport; receptor-mediated endocytosis
Cellular component (GO): clathrin complex; clathrin coat of coated pit; clathrin coat of trans-Golgi network vesicle
Molecular function (GO): structural molecule activity; clathrin light chain binding
Source: RefSeq, a predicted model, not a curated record